AUGGGCCCUGAGAGGACCAAAUAUUGCGACUUGUGUCAACAAGACAUCAAACCUCGUGGUUAUACUACUCACCGCAAGGCUUGCGAGAAGAGAGCCGAAAAACAACGGCAAAAUCAAGAUUUUGUCGAUUCUAUUCGAGGGCGCACAGUGGGUCCCUCAAAUCCACAACAGAUAACUGUAACGGGUCCAGGAGACCGUACUGAUACAGCGUCUCGACCGGGAGGGCAACGCAAUAUCUCACCAGGCGCUUGGAAUGAUUUAAAUGAUGUGGAGUACCAAGAACCUCCCUCGUUUCUCGACGCUGAUGUCCCUGAACGCGUGGAUCCCAUGUUCCAGGUCGACGACAUCAAGUGUGAAUAUCAUCCCAGUAGCGGGAUCGCACCAGAAGUACACGCCUUCAACGAAUUCAAACACCAUCCAACGCCAUUAGCAUCUUCUGUGCCACCAAGUAAAUGUCCUUGGGCUCCAUUCAAGUCGCGAUUGGAAUUUGAGAUUGCUGAUGUAGGAGACGCCCAGGCUGCAGCCCCGUACGGCACCAUUUCCCCCUUACCGGACGAAGUCAUGCCUACCUUCCACAGGCCGUUGCGGACCAUCACACGAGGUUGCGGAAUCCACGCAUCACAUCGCAUCGCAACGUACCGUCCGUCCAUAUCCUGUCCGUAUCUGUCAGUUCCCACUGGUGCGUUCUUAUCUCUUAUUACUGGAUCCUGA
This is a messenger RNA of Suillus clintonianus, 711 nucleotides long. RefSeq lists its product as uncharacterized. Lineage: Eukaryota; Fungi; Basidiomycota; Agaricomycetes; Boletales; Suillaceae. The transcript is spliced from 4 exons. The record is from RefSeq and is a predicted model, not a curated record. Bases 1 to 711 code for a protein of 236 amino acids.